GGGGGAAGGGCUGGAGCGGCGGAUUGGAAGAUGGAGAAGUUGUCAGUGAGGAACAGUUGAUGUGUGUCCCAGGCGGAUGGAGAGAAUUCCUGCUGGUGGAGUUUCCCUGGUGCCAGGACCGAUGCCUGCCUCUUCAGCCUCGCUUCCAGCCGCUGACAGCAGCACUGGGCACUAUGACUUCUACCUCGGGCUUGCUCUUGCCAUUAGCUCCAGCAUCUUUAUUGGAAGCAGUUUCAUCCUGAAGAAGAAGGGACUCCUGCGCCUGGCUGGAAAGGCAGUGAUAAGAGCAGGACAGGGCGGACAUGCAUACCUGAAGGAGUGGCUGUGGUGGGCCGGGCUCCUCACAAUGGGUGUGGGAGAAGCUGCCAAUUUUGCCGCCUAUGCCUUUGCUCCAGCAACUCUGGUCACACCUCUUGGAGCCCUCAGUGUCCUUGUGAGUGCUAUUUUAUCCUCAUACUUUUUAAAUGAGCGGCUGAACCUUCACGGAAAGAUGGGCUGCGUCUUGAGUAUCCUGGGGUCGACGGUGAUGGUCAUCCAUGCCCCACAGGAGGAGGAGGUCGGGACCUUGGCUGAAAUGGUGGAAAAACUAAAGGAUCCAGGUUUCAUUGCAUUUGCUGUGUGUGUUGUGACCAGCUGCCUGAUCCUGAUCCUGCUGGUGACCCCACGCUAUGGCCAGAAGAAUGUCCUGGUAUACAUCCUCAUCUGCUCAAUCAUCGGCUCCCUCUCUGUCUCGUGCGUCAAGGGUCUGGGCAUUGCCAUCAAGGAGCUGUUUGCGGGUCACCGUGUGCUGUCGUCCCCGAUGACCUGGAUCCUGCUGGCCUUCCUGAUAAUCUGCAUCAGCACCCAGAUCAACUACCUGAACAAAGCCCUCGACAUCUUCAAUACCUCCAUCGUAACCCCCAUCUACUAUGUCUUUUUCACCACUGCUGUGAUGACCUGCUCAGUCAUCCUCUUCAAGGAAUGGUAUCACAUGACCAUUGACAACAUUGUGGGUACCAUCAGUGGGUUCCUCGUUAUUGUCCUUGGCAUCUUCCUGCUGCAUUCCUUCAAGGACAUCAGCUUCACCCAGACCACCCUUCCUCUGUUCCUCAGGAAGGCCAAGCCCGGAAUGGACCAGAGCCAGCUCUACCAAGCCCUGCCUAUCCAGGGGACGGAAAUCCCCAGCUGCCAACUCCAAGCCACCAAUGCAUAGCUUCACCUGGGAGCUUGGUUGGAAGGAUUUAGGGACUUAUUGAGCUAAACAGAGUGUUCAAAACACUUCUGGUUUCUCCACGCACAUUUAGUCAGCAUUCCUCCCAAGGUGGCAACUUCAGCUCACAUUCCCAAUCCUCUUCAUGGUCAGCUGGCACAAGUUGGCAGAGGUUCUCGAGGUGUGAUCCUGUCUCAGCUUAGGACAGCUGAAGAAGGUCUCGCCUGUUCCAGUUCACCAGCCACAGUGAGUGUCCUGUUACCCAGCACAAUUAGAGCAGUGGGGUAAAUAGAUGAGCCGUGUGUGUGUGUGUGUAUGUGGCUAUGAAGUAGUGAGCACUAGAGCAGGAUUGCAUUACUAUCACAGAUGCUGCUUUGUGUGGAACCAAGUGCAAGGCAAGCUAUCAUCUAAUCUUUGAAAUAUUGCGGCACAUCUUGACAGGGAGGGCAAAUAGAAUAAUCCAGGUAUUUCAUAUUAGUCACAGUGACAGAUUGAAACAGUCCAGCAACCUUGGGAUCUGACCAGUGCCAGACUACAGAAAACAACCCCCCCACGAUCUCUGAGCAGGAGAACUGUCCUUUAGGUACAGGACACUCCAUGGGUUAGUGAGGGUUCCGUUUCUGAGAACUGUCGGUAACGCAAAGUUUCCGUAAUUUGGAAACACUUGGCUGAUAUUGCAAAAGUUGCACUGGUACGUUAAUUAGGUACAGAUCUUAAUUAAUUUUAGAUCGUAUUUAGAAUUAGCUAAUUUGUACAGGUCUGUACUACAGAUCCAAGAGUUGCCAGACCAAAGUUUCCAGAUCAGUUUCAACUUGUGGAAAGAUUUCUCCCUCUGACACUAAUGGAACCAUGCUCUCCACCACAGUAGUCUGUGACUCAAUAUGUAGAACAGUUUAUCAUGAGCUUUACUCUGAUUCCAGUGCUAGACCUGCUCUACAAGUGCUUGCUGGAGCAGUGUAGAAGGGACUUUAUUCUGUAUUUAUUCUGUUGUAUGGGCUCAGGGUUGUUUUGUUCAUAAAGAGAUACAGCAUAGAAACAGGCCCUUCGGCCCACAGAGUCCACGCUGACCAUCAAACUCCCUGCCAUUUACACUAGUCCUACAUUAGAUCUUGAAUCCAGGUCUCAGGCAUUGAGAGGCAGCAGCUCUACUCACUGUGCAGAAACAUUAGGCUCCCACAAUGGGUUCUACUUUUAUCACUUCCAUGCAGUGAGGUGCUUUUAUAGGGGUGGGGGUAAGGGGGGGAGGGGGGGUGAUGCCAAGUUCCCCCAGAUUGUUUGUUGCUUUAAGUGCUUUUGUAUUCCAGCACGUGAACUUGCCUGGAGCUAGGCUGCUAAUGACCUGGACCUGCGGGUGUGACAAAUAUAUCCCAAGGCUUGAAUAGUUUAAGCCGUUGGAAAGUGAUCAGACCCAGUUGCUACUGAAAAACCACUUGUUUAGCACAACCUUUGUCCAAGCAGUAAAUGAAAGUCAAAAUAGUGCAGAAGCUGGAAAUCAGAAAUAAAAACAGCAAAUGCUGGAAACACUCAGCAGGUCAGGCUGCAUCUGUGGGAAAAGGAAGUUAAUGUUCCACCUCAGGGACCCUUAAUGAAACUGCUCUGACAUUUGGGCAAGUAUUGUUCUCCACCAACAUCAAAAGGGAGUACUGUCAGCCCGGGUGUAGAACUUGUACCACACACAAUUCUCAUUGCAGUCUCGGACACCUGUGACUUCGUCCAGCUACUGUUCUGCACUAACCUGCACUAACUGCUUUAAGUGACUGAAUAAUGCCUUGCACUAAAAUAUAUUUUUUCAAUGGUGAUCAUAAUCCUGUGGUGAGAGUUUUUAAUCACUUAUUUACGUGGGCAAAGGCAAAACAACAUGAUUGGGGGCUUCCCCUGGAUUUAGUAAAGCAAUUUAGUAAAGCCUGAGUCCACCUUUCAUUUAACUCUCCAGCCCAAGAAAUGAGUCAGCAUCACAGACAUCGUCCCAUUGUUGUAGGGGAAUUGCAGUUAAAGACCUUUGUCCCAUCACAUACGGAGUCUCAUCCAUCUCUGUGAGGGAAUGGCAGCCAAACACAAGACUGAACAGACUGAAUGAAUGAAUGUGAAACACCAUAUCAUUCAGUGAUACCGAUGCAGACUUUCUUCCUGUUCAUGGAUUGCGAGUUUACUUUUUCAAUAUGCCUUAGGCUUUUGUUUAUACACACGAUGUUGAUGUUACUGCCAAUACCAGCAUUUGUGCCCAGACUGAGGAGCCAGCUCAGUGGUGGAUCUGGAAUCAUAUACACACCCAGACUGGAAAUUCCUACCCUGAAGGACAGCAGUGAAUUAAACAAGUUUUUCCAACAGACCAGUACUUGCACAGUUACCAUUCUGAUACGAGCUUUUCAUUCACAGGAACUAACAGCAGUAGGGCAUUCAGCGAGAUCGUGGCUCAGCAACACUUUCACAGAAUCAGAACUGUAAACAACAGAAACAGGCCCUUUGGCCCAUCUCAUUCAUGCCCACUGGGAUGCCUAUCCAUGCUCACCAAGAUGUUGCAAAUGGUAUUAAGCUCUUCUGCACUCUAUCUAUUGCUGUCAUAUCCUUCCUGUGGUGUGGCAACCUUAACUGUGCUCAAUACUCAUGCGGUUUAAGCGGUGUUUAAAGCUGCAACAUGAUAUCCCAACUCUUACACUCAAUGCCUCAGUCAGUGAAAACAAGCAUACCAAUUGCCUUCUUCACUACCCUAUCCACCUGUGUCGCAGCUUUCAGGGACCAAUGGACUUGUAUCCCAAGGUCUCUCUGUACAUCGACAUGUCCCUGACAUUCACCUCAUGUCCUCCCUGCAUUUGACCUCAAGUGCAUUACCUCACACUCACUUGGAUUAAGUUCCAUCUGCCACUCUCCGCUCAACUUUCCUGCUGAUUAUGUCCCACUGCCACUUUAAUCAAUCUUCUU
Messenger RNA from Pristis pectinata (smalltooth sawfish), 4108 nucleotides. Its product is annotated as magnesium transporter NIPA2-like. The transcript has 7 exons. Gene Ontology annotation, molecular function: magnesium ion transmembrane transporter activity. Gene Ontology annotation, cellular component: membrane. NCBI's taxonomy places the organism in Eukaryota, Metazoa, Chordata, Chondrichthyes, Rhinopristiformes, Pristidae. The coding region runs from base 77 to 1192 and encodes 371 amino acids. The record is from RefSeq and is a predicted model, not a curated record. Gene Ontology annotation, biological process: magnesium ion transport.